This is a messenger RNA of Heterobasidion irregulare TC 32-1, 1360 nucleotides long. RefSeq lists its product as uncharacterized. Lineage: Eukaryota; Fungi; Basidiomycota; Agaricomycetes; Russulales; Bondarzewiaceae. The record is from RefSeq and is a predicted model, not a curated record. The coding region runs from base 444 to 1280 and encodes 278 amino acids. The transcript has 4 exons.
GGCAAUUGUCGUAGCCGGGCCCAUAUGUUGCUUAGGCAAGGAGAUGAGAAGCCUCAGGAGUCAUUUUAUGGGUGGAGUACACAAAGCUCUUUGCCCAUUCAAAGUAGAAGGACAUGCAAUGUGCGCAAUGUGCAAUACAAAAGUCAAGCGUGGAUCGAUAAAGUGGCAUUCUGAAGAUUGUCCAGCACAAACAAGGGGGUGAACAUGUUAUGCCGGGGAUUGUACGUAGAGUAGUGAGCCAGGGCGAUUUCAGGCCGGAUAGAACGUUGCCGAUUUUCUUCCCUCCCUUGCAUGCACUGCUACAGUGCGUACAACCAUCCCUUCUACCGCCAGCUACCACCGUGGCUUCGGUGGCGCACGUGCAGUGGUCAUUGUGCUCGGUCCACUCACCAUCACGCUGCCAUCGAGCCACAUUGACAAAGCCACGCCUGUCCGAGUGAUUUAUGCCACGGCCAAAGCCACAGAUGGGUCACAAUCACAGACGUAUUGACAAUCUCUGUCCGGUAAUUGUCUCUUGUGCAACGCGUUGUCCUGACGUGAUAUAUCGCCACGACAGCCACAUUGCAAUUGUUUAUAAAGGUCAGCCUCUCACACUCUGUACUCAUUCCACUACCCCGUGUCGUGAUUCCCUCUACCGUCACACUGCUCCCGCAUCCUUGGACUACGAUAGCGAUCUUUCCUCACCAAAAACCAUGCAGCGUUCAAAAAAUGCCGCAAAGGGAGCUCCCAAGAGAUCUUCGUCAUUUUCCGUGCGAAAUCCACCAAAGGCUACGCCGAUCAGCAGAACCCUGUCAAUGCCAGCCGGAGUAUUUACUCCAUCUAUCAAGCAGAGAAUGUCUCCUGUGGCCUCCUCUACUAUUGCGGAAGAGUCUGAGUCCGAGGCUGCGAUAGACAUACCCCCUGUGUUGGAAGCCUCUCCCAAUAGCGAGGGUGGUUCGUCCAAUGAACAGGAUGAUACACAGCCUCACUCAUUGUCGACCGUAGACGAGGAGGUGAUGGCACAAGGCUUUUUCCCACUUGAUUCUACGUCAGAAUUUGAAGAAGACAUACCUUACCCAGAAUCAUUUGAUGCAGAGUGGUCGGAAUUUUGGACGAAAGUGUGGGAAAGGGCUCUCGAAGAGAGCAAGGAUUUGGACGGAGGAGACUUGAAUGCGUAUUGGGCGAGGUUUUUGGGAUAUCCCACGGAGGCAGAGUUGAAAAAGUACGAAGGGGAGGCCCAGAAGUUGGUGGAUGGUAUGAGUUCCGGCGAACUCGAGCUGCUCCAAAAAAUCGUACAAUGAUCGUAAUUUCCUCAGAUGUAAACAAAUUCCGAUCUUUCAGAGAACCAGACGGAUAUAAAUCAAUAUACAGUGUGUUUUCU